AUCUUUCUGUGCCCCCACUUUCUUUAAUCUACACCGUUCAUUUUAUCAACGGUCCACUGCCCGUUGAUGAAUUGGGAUGAUAUACUACACACGAGUUGUGUAAAUGCCCAUCACCAGGAAGGAUGGUUAAUCUUGACCGUCAGUCCAUCUAUAAUCAACGUCUGCAAUGUUUGGCUUGUGGUACACGGUGGAUUGUCACUUUUAGACGGUGGAGAAUAGAAUAAUCCUACACGCGGGAUUAUCAUCUGAACUUAGAAUACUCCACCGUACAUCCGAUGUAUGUACGGUCAUCAGACACGGUGAAUAAUUAUUAGUCCGGAAUAUGGUACCCGGGUGACGCAAAUUUCCCUCGAGCUAAAGGGCGCUUAUGUGGUGGUCCUGCAGGAUCAAAAUGUUCCCCUGGGCAAGACCUAGUUUGUUUGUGGGCGUACUAGGCCUUGCACCAAGCCCUAUAGAAGCCCGAACCUUCACCAUCGUGAACGACUGCAAGGAAACUGUGUGGCCCGGGAUCACCCCUGGUGAGGCCCUCGCUGGUGGAGGCUUUGCCCUAAAACCUGGGCAGUCCCGCAUCCUCACUGCUCCCACUGGAUGGUCCGGACGUAUCUGGGGCCGCACGGGUUGUUCCUUUGACGACACUGGCAAUGGCAGCUGCCAAACCGGCGGAUGUGGUAGUUCCCUCAAAUGUGGUGGCUCUGGGAACACCCCUGCUACUCUAGCCGAAUUCACACUUGGAGCCAGAGAUUUUUAUGAUGUUAGCCUUGUUGACGGCUUCAACCUUCCCAUGGUGGUCACUCCAGUACAUGGCCAGGGAAAUUGUAGUUCCGCGGGAUGUGAUGGCGAUUUGAGGGAUACAUGCCCCUCAGAGUUAGCUGUGAAAGCCGGGAGUCAGACGGUCGGGUGUCGGAGCGCUUGCAAUGUGUUCGGGUCAGAGCAGUAUUGCUGCACUGGGAUGCAUGCCAAUUCACUCACUUGUCAGCCCACAUCAUAUUCCAAGAAGUUCAAGGAGGCUUGUCCUGCAGCUUACAGUUAUGCCUAUGAUGAUCCCACCAGCAUCUUUAUAUGUGUGGAUGCGGAUUAUAUCGUUACCUUUUGCUCCAAGAGGGGACGCAAGGUGUGCACUUACUUCAACAACAAGCUCACAUGCACCGGAGGUUCCCGAUCGCUUAGCCCUCCGAGAUGGGCGGCCAUGAUUUUCUUGGCGUGGAUUGUUUUGUGGGUUGUAUUCUUGAGGACUUAAUAUAAAUGAACAUUUUCCUCAAGUGUAUAUUCUGAUUGUGCACAUUGAUUCUUAUUAUUUUUUCUAGGAAGGUUCCAUGAAAUGAAAUGCAUUGUUGUUAAUUGUUUGAAA
Messenger RNA from Amborella trichopoda, 1348 nucleotides. NCBI's taxonomy places the organism in Eukaryota, Viridiplantae, Streptophyta, Magnoliopsida, Amborellales, Amborellaceae. The record is from RefSeq and is a predicted model, not a curated record.